GAAAAGAAGCUUCGCAAGUUGGAUCCAGCUCCAGCGUACUAGUUUUUUGUGUGGCCUUUUUAAUUUUCUGAUCACAGGUCGCCCUCGAGAGGAAUUAUCCAACAUUGGAUAGCGCAAACAGGACGUCCUGGUGGACACUGCGAUUGUCCCCGGGUAAAAGACGCGUGUGCUUCAGCAUAGGCUAAUGAGUGAAAAUUGAUUGGGAGCCAGGAGUGGACAUUACACCCCUCCCUCAUUGUCUGUUAGUUUAUCAUCCGGAGUGUAUGUACAGUGCCAGAAAAAGAAAAAGUGUUAACAAAAACUUUUACACGGAUCCUAAUCUGUACGGCAUCAAAGUGAACCGAAAUGGAGGCCUCAGCAAACGUAGAUGAUUCUAAGGAACGGCAGAAGUCGAACGAAGCAUGUGAAGGGGCGGGAGAGGAAACACAAACAAAAAGCCCCGAAGAAACCAGCCAAACGUCAAACACCCAACCCGUGGUGGAUAAGGACGACAAACCGCAAAAGCAAUGCGGUGAUGAACCGAAUGAAUCUUCCAACGGCAAACCGUCUUCGGAGCACGCGACAGCAUCUUCAUCUUCCAAAGCAACUUCGGCCCCGCCGAAAAGCAGAUCGUUCGAAAAAAUACCGAUCUUUGUGGUGGAAGAUCAUCACGAAGUGCUCACGUUCCUUUACCGUUGCCUCGGCUCGAAGCAUUUACCGCUGCAUGGAAACCGGAUUGUACACUUUGACUCCCAUCCGGACAUGUGCAUCCCGAAGCAUAUGCCCGCAAACUACGUGUUCAAUAAGGACGAUCUGCUGGAUAGUAUCAGCAUCGAGAACUGGCUCAUGCCGACCGUAUUCGCGGGACACGUGGAACGCAUCGUUUGGAUCAAACCGCCAUGGUCGGAGCAGAUCCCGAAGGGCAAGUUUGAAUUCCAUGUUGGCGAGUUUGAGGGUUCGAUACGGACGGACUCAACGCUGGAGUAUUUCGUGUCGGAGGGUUGCUACCAACCGGAAGACAAGCUUGAGAACCGAAAGCGACUACGGCUGGAAGUGUGCUCGGUCGAAGAGUAUGCGGUGUCCGAGGACACGGAUUUAGCGAAGGGCUACAUUCUCGAUAUCGAUUUGGAUUACUUCAGCACACACAAUCCCUUCCUGAAGAUUUACGAUCGGGUGCAGCUGUACGAGAAGCUGAAGGAUAUAUUCGUUUCGCCCGAACUGGCCGAUGACGCGGAGAAUGAUCUCGAGAAGCUGCAGCGUGUGGCGCGCGAUCGCGAGGAGAAGCUCGAAUUUCUCGAAUCCAUCUUCCUGUACCUGGAAGAGGUGGGCAAUCUGAAGCAUUUCCUAAUGGACUAUCAGCAGGAAAUUAGCGAAGAGUAUGCGGGACUGCUAGAGAAGGUGACUACACUGGUGCGGACGUUGAAGCGCGAGUACAAGGAAGAGGAAAUCGACUGGUCGAUGAUUUAUGACGCGGGCUGCACGUGUGACGUGACCGAUCUGCCGCAUCAUGAAUCCAGCCAGGAAGAGAUUGAAACGAUGGUCGGUCAGCUUGAACGCUUCCUGGAGAAGCUGCCGUGUCCGCCGGUCGUAAUAACGGUGUCGCGAUCCAGCGAGGAUGACUACACACCGGCCACGCAAGUGGAAAUGAUACAGGAGAUGGUGCUGGCAGCGCUUACAAAGUGCCUGCGAGCGGAACUAGAUACCCCGAUACUUCACUAUAAGGAUCAGAAAUUUACACUGUAAGGACAAUAAACCAACACACACCAAUGCCCCUUUCCUUCUUUAAGUUA
This is a messenger RNA of Anopheles moucheti, 1769 nucleotides long. It is a transcript of the gene MESR6, whose product is annotated as UPF0489 protein C5orf22 homolog. The transcript has a single exon. NCBI's taxonomy places the organism in Eukaryota, Metazoa, Arthropoda, Insecta, Diptera, Culicidae. Bases 346 to 1722 code for a protein of 458 amino acids. The record is from RefSeq and is a predicted model, not a curated record.